Messenger RNA from Musa acuminata AAA Group (dessert banana), 2165 nucleotides. Its product is annotated as ninja-family protein 6-like. Gene Ontology annotation, biological process: negative regulation of DNA-templated transcription; signal transduction. Gene Ontology annotation, cellular component: nucleus. The transcript is spliced from 2 exons. The record is from RefSeq and is a predicted model, not a curated record. NCBI's taxonomy places the organism in Eukaryota, Viridiplantae, Streptophyta, Magnoliopsida, Zingiberales, Musaceae. The coding region runs from base 383 to 1390 and encodes 335 amino acids.
UGAAGGCGGAGCGAGCGGUCGCCCUCGUCCCCUUCCCCCGCGUCCUCUCUCUCAUUCGUCGUCAGAUCUUUAAUGGCUUCCUCCUCGAUUCCGCUCGCAACUGUGCGUUGCGGACCGCUCUCGUUAGCUUCCUGAAGCGAAAAACCCCCCCGCCCCCACCAUAUUCCCUGUUUUCUUCUCCUCCCCGGUGCUCUAAUUUCGCGUUUCUUUCGUCGAUUUGCUCACAAGAUCUUGAGUCAAACGCGAACACACCGACUGGAUGUUGAACGUGUCGGUGGAAAGACCAAACCUGUGAACGAUCGUUCACUCUUUGAUGCAGUUUUGGUAGUUUUCAUUUCCUUUGUUCCUUUCUUCGGUUUCUUGGUUCCUUGCGGAUCCUGUGAUGGAGGGCGAGGCAGCGAAGGGGGGAACAGAGCGGCUGUUAUUGGGAAUGGAACGAUCCGCGAGAGAUUUUUUGCGGCGAUUCGUUGGGAAUGGAUACGGAGACGAGACGACGGAGGUGACGGAAGGGGACUCCGAUGAGAUCGAGCUUAGCCUCGGGCUCUCCCUCGGUGGGUGCUUCGGCGCGGACCCCAAGGGGAAGAAGCUGGUCCGCUCGUCGUCGAUCGCGUCCUUCACGUCGCUUCCGUGGGAACCCGAGUUCCCGGUCGUCCCGACUGCCGCCCUGACGAGGACGAGCUCGCUGCCUACGGAGACUGAGGAGGACCGGCGGAAGCGGAAGGAGAUGCAGAGCUUCAAGAGGUUGGAGGCGAAGCGGAAGAGAUUAGAGAGAAGGAAUUCGAUCAGGUCGGGGGCGGCAAAGGCUGGGGAAAAACCAGACGAGGAAGUGACGGGUUCGAUGGCAGCGGCGGCGGCGGACCAUGUCGCAGGCGCAAGAAAUGGGGUUACUCCUCCAGGUCUGCCGGCUUGGACGGUGGGUGGGUCGAAAAGGGCGGCUGCUCGGCCUGUGGACGUGCCUGGGAACUUUCCGCCGAUCUCACAUGGAUCUCUUGGAUCGCAGGGGAGCAGCACCGCCGGCGCGUGUGCCUUGGGCAACCGGGCACCGCAAGGGUUUGGCAUGACAGAAACGAAGAACUCCUCCAUGAUCCACUCGGUGCGCAAUGAAACACCAACCAAGCAAGUUGCUGUAAGAGCAAAUGGGAUAAAGGAGAUGGAGAGGAAGAUGAUGGAGAAGAUGCCAUUCGUGUCUACCAGAGGCGAUGGGCCCAACGGGAGGAGGAUCGAAGGCUUCCUGUACAAGUACAGGAAGGGGGAAGAGGUGAGAAUAGUGUGCGUGUGCCAUGGCAGCUUUCUCACCCCUGCCGAGUUCGUCAAGCACGCCGGUGGCCACGACGUCACCAAUCCCCUCCGCCACAUCGUCGUCAACUCCUCCCCAUUCUCCUUGUUGUGACCAUGGACUUCGAUCGUCACAGAAAAGAAGAAAACAUAAUACCAAGAGAUGCGUUCGGGUGUACGUGUUCUUAGCUGUAGCUAGUAGCUCGAGGAGGCCGAAUCCUGCAGAAGCUGCAACUGUGGGGGGAUAUGCAUAAACAAGACGAGAACCAAUUUGUUGGUACUAUUUCAGAGGUAAUGGAACAGCAGAGCAUAUAUUACAUCCAGUCAAUACUAGCAAGCAAUUAGCAUUCUUCCAUGGAGGAACAACGCCAGCUGCUAAGAUUUGGUCAAAAAAAGGAACGCAAUAGAACAAGAUGUUUAAGAGACGGACAACUUGUGGAUCUCUUCCAAAAGGUAGCUCGACUCAGCUGCGCAGUCCACAGGAGCCUCAGCCCUGACCGUUAUCCUCUGCCUCCUGUCAUUCAUGAACUCGGUGUAUGCAACGCUGACCCGGAACAGGUGCGGAACCCAUGUUGCUUCUUUCAGUUUGAGUUGGUAUUUCUCGUCACCUUCCUGCACACAUCAACAAGGGAACAAAGAUGACUGAGCCAUGGAUCAAGAACAAGCAACGGAUCUUACUGGUUGUACUUUCGGAAGUAGUUACCUCUGUUUUUACCCUGUCAAGCUCAUCAGCAGAGCAUCCCAUGAUUUUCUCUGCCGGCUCAUUGAAAACCGAAAGCCAGGCUUCACCUGAAGGAUCCGAGACCUUUACCACCAUUAUAUAUCUGUACAGGCACAAUUGGACAUUAGGAAGUGUGAGAGCUAAUGCAUGCUUGCUUCUCUUUCUUCUA